AUGUUGAUUCUGUUCAUACUAUUGCUAUCAAUUCAAUCGAUUGUCGCACAGAAUUUCUCAUUAUGCCACAAAGACGGCAGCAGCAAAGACCAGAACUUGUUCCAAAUAAGCUGGGUGAAUACAAAUUUUGAUGCCAAUCAAUUUAAAUAUACCUUCAACAUAUUAGGCAUGGCAACUCGAGAAAACAUCACCAAUCUCAACCCUCAGCACAGUUAUUACGCUGCUGCAAAGACCAAAAUCAGUCUUGGUGUGUCUGAUGCACACACGACGGUCGCACUCAACAGGUUUUGUCAGGAUGUAUACCAAGAUUGUCCCGUGAUAAUGAAUAAUUAUACCUUGAUUCAAAAGACUGUGCAGUUGCCAUAUACAAAUGUGCCUCUCCUUGACAUCAUUGCUCAAUAUUCUGCCUGGACAGGAGAGCAGACACCUAUCACUUGCUUGACGUUAGCACCAAUAGCUUACCAAAACCCUCUAUGGACUCGUUUGUUUCGGUACAUUCCUAUUGGUGUAGCUGGCCUCGCUCUCAUAACUACAUGUGUCGCUAUCUAUGCCACCACACCAAUUGAUCGAAACGAAAUCACCGUCCACUGCUUUCCAACGGCACUACAACUUGCACUACCAAGUGUAUUUCAAGUCGUCUACUACGCACAGUUCAUCGUAACCAUGGGCCAACUGAAUCUGUCCUACCCCAAGUUUUAUCCGCUGUUUGCUUCCGAUUUCGCUUGGAGUUUUCUCAUGUUACCAUCGCAUUGGAUCACGCAAAACACGCACCUGGCAAAUCAGCCUGCCCAGCAACAGCCAGCGACGGAUGGGAUGUCAAAUUAUGCAGCCAACAUUGGCCUAGAUGUCAAUGAUGUCUUUAUCACGGUGUUUGUAUAUUUCUUGCUAUUGGUCGCAUUGUGCCUGAUUGGAUUAGCCAUUGUGUGGCUGAUUGCUAAGCUGCAAAAGAUCAUAUCUACCGCCGAUGCCGCCGACGAUAAGUAUACGGAUGUCGCCUACCUUGGCAUACUCAAGAUUCCACAGCCUACAUGGAAUUCUAUUGUUGCUAUUCUGCUCAAAUGUGUCACACUGUGUUAUCUACCAUUGACAAUCACUGGUUUGUACCAAUUGAUGCUGCCUUCGCAGUGGUAUAUGCUGCUUGUGGCUGCUUUAGUGGUUGUAUUCCUCUCAUUUCUGUUGUAUGGAUGGAUAGCAUUUGUCAUGCUCAAAUUAGGUGAUACGGCAUCCGUGCUGAUCCAGUCUGCAACGUUCACCAGAAUCGGGUUUCUCUAUUGCCUGUUUUCAGAUGGUCAUGCCACAUUCUUUUUUGCGACCAUUGUGUACAACAUGAUUACAAGUCUGAUGGUUGGCAUAUUUCAAAAGAGCGGUCUAGCGCAACUGAUAGUCAUCAUCCUCAUUGAAGCUGCCUACUUUGCUUUUACGCUGGUCAAAUGGCCCUAUGUUACGAAACAGAUGAAUGUAUUCUUCACAUUGUUGGGGUUCCUGAGAUUGACAAGUAUACUACUGAAUAUCACACAUGUCUCUAGCCUGUCCAUUUCAGAUUACACAAAGCAAUGUGUUGCUUAUGCUCAGGUAUGUUUUCAUAUGCUGGUUUUUGUUCUGUUUUUGUGUGCCGAGUUGAAAAACUUGAUGGCUAUUCUGCUAGGAACAUCUGACAAGCAGUUUGAAGAGGGUGAUACUAUGCCUGUGCGCAUGAUGACAUGGCCACGCUAUAAAAGAAAUAUAAAUCGCUCCUACUUUAAUCAUGAAGAGGAGCAGAGCGAGAAUGGAUUGCUACUCGAUGCUCCAGAUAACAGCAACCCAUUGCAUCAAUCCGAAAGCCCUUACAGACGGCACUUGUCUGUAGUUCCUCCUCUCUCAAAUGACAACAGCACUGACCCUCCUGCGCUCCCGCCACAUAUUGAAAUGUCCAGAUUAUCCUUGGCAAAUCCCGCCACAAUACCUUUACUAUCAGUGCCACCCAUCGCUGCAACAAACGACAUGUAUAACAUUGAUCUAAACGACACGAGUAACAUCACAAUAGCAGCGGCGAGCAACAGGAGCAAGCAUCAUAGUGAUAGUAACUUGCACAGCAAAUACAACGACACUGCAGACAAUUCUCUGGAAAAUGUGUCUUCCACAGCGCAUCGUUGGUCAGACAUUGGCAUUCAACAAGCCGUACAAAAGAACUAUAAUCACAGACAAUACCCUCUCAUAUAG
This is a messenger RNA of Mucor velutinosus, 2199 nucleotides long. RefSeq lists its product as uncharacterized. The transcript has 3 exons. The record is from RefSeq and is a predicted model, not a curated record. Gene Ontology annotation, cellular component: membrane. NCBI's taxonomy places the organism in Eukaryota, Fungi, Mucoromycota, Mucoromycetes, Mucorales, Mucoraceae. Bases 1 to 2199 code for a protein of 732 amino acids. Gene Ontology annotation, biological process: transmembrane transport.